Fusarium fujikuroi IMI 58289 is the source of this 993-nucleotide messenger RNA. RefSeq lists its product as uncharacterized. The record is from RefSeq and is a predicted model, not a curated record. The transcript has 2 exons. Lineage: Eukaryota; Fungi; Ascomycota; Sordariomycetes; Hypocreales; Nectriaceae. The coding region runs from base 1 to 993 and encodes 330 amino acids.
AUGGAAUCUAGAGAUAAUUACUCCGCGAUUGCCGAGGCGAAUAGGCAGCGAAGAAAGCUACAAAACCGGAAGAACCAGAGAGCCCGUCGACAACGAAUCAAGGGUAAAGAUUUUGAUAUACACCAAGGACCGGAUUCAUUUGAGAUUAGGCGCUGGCGGGUCGAUGAGGUCGAUGAUCAAUGUUCCCGAGACAAGGACAUAGACUCAACUACCGUGUCUACAACCUAUCAUGCGUCUUAUACACUUCCCUGCGCUACCGAAAGUGCCACCGCUGUUCAAGCACCAUCAUCCGCAGAUCAACCCAAUCAAAUCAUGACCAUACACUCAACCCCCCAGGCCAUCAACAUCACCUUCCCCCUACCCUCUGAUCAACUCCUCCAUCUCAUCCAAUUCAACGUCUACCGCGCCUUCAUAUCCAUCAAACGCACCAUAAACACAAUAUCACUAGACCCAACAACCUGUCCCGUCUUCGGGCCAUGUCUAGACGACACGACCCGCUACCCCCCCAACCCCAAUAUUCCUGUUUCUCUAGCCCCUACUACACUGCAACUAUCUCAGUACCAUUUCCCUUGGAUCAACAUUAUGCCGUUCGCCCGGCUACGAGACAAUCUUAUACGACGCGAAGGUCGGUUUGAUAAUUUCGAAUUGUGGCGCGAUCUCGUCGGCGAUCUCAUGAGUUAUACUGCUGCGCCUUGGCAGCGAGGAACACCAUUGAGCUUCUCUACUACUAUCCCCGAGACCAAGCAGUCACAAGGGUUGGUCUUGGAGAAUUACAUAGAUACAGACGAACUUACGGCCGGACGCAACGGGCUGAUAAUUUGGGGUGAGCCGCAUGAUAUGCAGAGUUGGGAGGCUACGCCUGGCUUUCUUACGAAGUGGUCAUGGGCCGUCGAGGGCUGUGAAGAGCUCGUGGAGAUCAGUAAUCGCUGGAGGGUAAGAAGAGGGGCGGAGCCAAUGCGUCUGUCAAUCUCGGCACUGGGAAGGAAUAAAUAG